Messenger RNA from Phyllotreta striolata, 1158 nucleotides. The record is from the annotation of a GenBank genome assembly. NCBI's taxonomy places the organism in Eukaryota, Metazoa, Arthropoda, Insecta, Coleoptera, Chrysomelidae.
AGUUUACAACUGGCCGUGUUCUGGAGUAACGCAACAUGGAAAACUACACAUCGGAUAGUAGUGAUAGUGAAAAUAGUACCAAAGUGAUUGAUUAUGCCUAUUUGUUGUUGGACCCAGAAGCGAUAAGCCAGAAACUCGAAGAGUACUUAGACGAAAAGAAAUCGUUUCUACUAAUAGAAAAGCAGAUACUACACCACAAUCACCUGCCUUCGUUACCGGACAUCCUAUUUAAAUUCUCCAACACCAGAGUUUUGGAUAUAAGCAACACAGGCAUCGAAGAGCUGCCGGAUGUCUUCCAGUUCUUUCCGAAUAUUACAUCAUUCAUAGCCAAAAAUAACUUUUUAACCUGCAAGUCGUUGCCCAGCUCGUUUUCCAAGAGCACCACUUUGAAGGAGCUCAAUCUCAGCGGAAACAGGCUGGUCAACUUUCCCGAACAAAUUUUGGAAUUCACCAACUUGAAAUUCUUGUAUUUGGGCGGAAAUGGCAUGCUCGAAAUAUCGAAGAACAUUUGGAGAUUGCAACAUUUGCAAAUGUUGUCUUUUGGUGGCAACAAACUCACCGAAGUGCCCUCGACAUUGGGAUUACUCGAACAUCUGCAAGCUUUAGUAUUAUGUGAUAACGAAUUAGAAAAUUUACCGGCAAAUAUCGCCAAUUUGCACAAGCUAAAGUCGUUGUUUCUGCACAAAAAUAAAUUAAGGACUCUACCGCCUGAAAUAGUAGCUCUAAAGAAUCUGAGCGAGUUAAGUUUGCGAGAUAAUCCUUUGGUGGUGAGAUUCGUUAGUGAAAUGAGUUACAAUCCGGCGAGUUUAUUAGAAUUAACUGCGAGGACAAUGAAAUUGUACAAUAUACAUCACGAAAAAGGGGACUUGCCAAAUACUCUGCACAAUUACUUAGAUACGGCUCAUCAUUGCGUGAAUCCCCAUUGCAAAGGAGUAUACUUUGAUAACAGAGUGGAGCAUAUAAAAUUUGUGGAUUUUUGCGGGAAAUAUCGAAUACCUUUACUCCAAUAUUUGUGUUCUUCAAAAUGCGCGAACACAGCCAGCACAAAUAUCAACGAAAAACCAUCGAGGUCUUAUAUGAUGAAGAAAGUACUUCUGGGUUAACCCAGUUGGACCAAUUAUGUAAAUGCUAUUUUCAGUCAAUAAAACUUAUCACGUC